This is a messenger RNA of Dictyostelium discoideum AX4, 3606 nucleotides long. RefSeq names its product AAA ATPase domain-containing protein (gene pex6). The record is from RefSeq and is a predicted model, not a curated record. The transcript is spliced from 2 exons. Gene Ontology annotation, cellular component: peroxisomal membrane; cytosol; membrane. Lineage: Eukaryota; Evosea; Eumycetozoa; Dictyosteliales; Dictyosteliaceae. The coding region runs from base 1 to 3606 and encodes 1201 amino acids. Gene Ontology annotation, molecular function: ATP binding; ATP hydrolysis activity.
AUGAUUGGUUUAUUUAAAGAUGAAUGGUUUAAUAUAUCUAUAUUAAACGAUAAUUUAUUUUUAAAGAGAUAUUGUUAUGAAAGCAAUAAUAACAAUAACAAUAAUAAUACACUUUAUACAAUAAUCGUACCAUUUGAUAAAUCAAUUAAUCCAUCCCAAUUCGAUCCUUCAACAAUUAAUGAUUAUUUCAUAUUUUUAUAUAAAAAUACAAAAAAAAUAAAUUUAAAUAGUAUAAAUAAAUUACAAUAUAAAAGUAAUAAAAAAGAGAUACUAGUAUCAUUUGAUAUUACUUAUAUUCAUAAUAGUAAUAAUAAUAACAAUAAUAAUAAUAAUAAACUUAAAUCAGUAUUAAUUUCAAAUAGUUGUUCAAAGAAAUUGAAUUUAUUUAAUAAUGAUAUUGUUCAUUUAAAACCAAUUAAAAAGAAAUUAACAGUAUUACAAAGAGUAGUUUUAUUAGCAAAUGAUAAUGAAUCAUUUAUUGAAUCUUCAAAUCCAUCCGAAUCAUCAUCAUCAACAACAACAAUAAAUUCAAAAUAUUUAGUUAAUGAAGAAUUUAGAAAUUAUUUAGUAGAGAAUUCAAUAUUAUUUCAAAGUCCAAAUAAUAUAGUUAUAGAAAAUCAUCAAAAACAUAAAUCAUUUUCAUACAAAGUGUUGGAAUGUUUCCCAUUACUUCAAGGUACUGUUUCAAAUUCAACAACUAUCAUUAUCAUUAGUCCUGAUGAUAAAAUUUUAAAUACAUUACCAUCAAAUAAUAAUAAUAAUAAUAAUAAUAAUAAUAAUAAUAAUAAUAAUAAUAAUAAUAAUAAUAAUAAUAAUAAUAAUAAUAAUAAUAAUAAUAAUAAUAAAGAAGAGGAAGUAGAGGAAGAAGAAGUAGAAGUAGAAGAAGAGGAAAAAGAUAAUAAAUUAAAAUUAAAUAAUAAUUUAAGAUUAUCAAAUUUUAUUAUUCAUCCAAUAAUUAAUAUUAGUAAUAAUACAACAACCAAAAAUGAAGACAUAGGUGACUCAAAUAAUUUAUUUCAUUUCACACCAAGUUCAAAAGGAAUUUUAUCAAAUAAUAAAAAGUUUAUUAAUAUUUCUCAAUUAAAGUCAAUACCAACUGAAAUUGAUUUUGAAUUUGAUAUUUCAAAAGAAUAUGAUUAUUUAGUUGAUUGUUUAGUUUCAUUAAAUACUUUAAAAUCUUUAAAUUUAUUUAAUGGAUCUUGGAUUAAAAUUAAAAAUAUAACUAAUAAUAAUAAUAAUAAUAAUAACAAAGAAUAUGAAAUUGCAAUUAGAAUAUUUUCAAUAACAUCAUCAUUAAAAUUAAAAGAUCAGGUUUUAUAUUUACCACCAAUCUCAAUUUUUAAUUUAAAUAUUGAUUAUAAAAACUUUUUAAAAUUAUCAAAUUAUGAAAUAAUUUCAAAUCAAUUUGAAUUAAUUUUAUUAAAAUCAAAUAAACCAAAUAUUAAUAAUAAUAAUAAUAAUGAUAGUUUUCCAAUUAAUUAUCCAACAGCAAAUAGAAUUAAAAUAUCAAGAAUUAAAAAUCAAAAUUCAAGUGGUUAUAAAUCAUAUUCUCAUCAAUUAGAGAAAUAUUUUCAAAAAAAAAGAUUAUUAAAACAAAAUGAUAUAAUUGUAAUAUCUACAAAAGUAAAUAAUGAAGAAGAAUUAAUAAAUAGUAAUAAUAGUAAUAAUAAUAAUAAUUAUAAUAAUAAUAAUAAUAAUAAUAAUAAUAAUAAUUUAGUUUAUUUUAAAGUUGAAAUAAUACUUUGUAAUCAAUUUGAAAAUAUAAAUGGUAAUCAAAUUUAUUUAAUUGAUAAAAAUACAACAUCAAUAAUUCAAGAAGGUUCAAGUAAUUCAAUGGUACCCAGUAAAAUUGAAUCAUUUUAUUGGAGAGGAGGGGAUCAAGAAGAGUCAAAAGAUAAUUCAAUGGUACCAUUAGAAUUAAUUUAUGAAAAUGAAUUUAAAACUAUAGUUGAUUUAAUAUCACCAUUUUUAAUGGGUGAUAAAUUUUCAUUCGAUUUCAAUUGUACCCUAUUAUUAAAUGGUCCACAAGGUGUUGGAAAAAGAACUUUAUUAAAUAGAGUUGCAAAACAAAUGGGUAUUCAUGUUUAUGAAGUUGAUUGUUAUAAACUUUAUGAUUUCGUUGAAUCUAAAAAAGAUUGGAAUAUUAGAAACGUACUUGAACAAGCUUCAAAUUCAACACCAACUUUAUUAAUUUUAAAAAAUUUUGAAGUUUUAGAACAAACUGCUCAAAGUAUGCAACAAGAAAAGAAAGAAUCAAAUUUAUCACAAACUUUAAUUAAUAUUUUAAAAGAUAUUAAUGAUUCAAAUACUAGUAAUAUAAAUUCAAAUAAAUAUCCAUUAAUUAUAACUGUUACUGUUAAUUCAAUGGAUGAAUUAUCAAAUAAAGUUAGAAAUUGGUUUAAACAUGAAAUUACUUUAAAUUCACCAGAUGAAAAUCAAAGAUUUAAAAUUUUAAAAUAUUUAACAAAAAAUUUACCAAUUGAUAUUGGUAAUACUGUAUCAAUAAAGAAUUUAUCAAUUAGAACAGCAUCAUUUUUAAAUAGUAAUUUAAGAGCAUUAAUUCAAAGAUCAUCAAUUAAUGCAUUAAAGAGAGUAUUAUCAAUUCAACAAAUGAUGAAUGAUGAAAUUAAACCAAUUGAAAUUUAUAAUUGUGGUUUCUUAGUGAUGGGUGAUGAUAUUCAAAAAUCUUUAUCAGAGAUGCAAGAAUAUCAAUCAUCAUCAAUUGGUGCUCCAAAAAUACCAAAUGUAUCAUGGGAUGAUGUUGGUGGUUUGGCAAAUGUAAAGAGUGAAAUUAUGGAUACCAUUCAAUUACCAUUAGAACAUCCACAUUUAUUUGCCAGUGGUAUCGGUAAGAGAUCUGGUAUUCUUUUAUUUGGUCCACCAGGUACUGGUAAAACUCUAUUGGCAAAAGCAAUCGCAACUGAAUGUUCAUUGAAUUUCUUAUCGGUUAAAGGCCCAGAAUUGAUCAAUAUGUACAUUGGUGAAAGUGAAAAGAACAUUAGAGAAAUAUUUAACAAAGCAAGACAAGCCAAACCAUGUGUUAUCUUUUUCGAUGAACUGGAUUCUCUUGCACCAAGUAGAGGUAAUGGUGCUGAUAGUGGUGGUGUUAUGGACCGUGUAGUUUCUCAAUUACUAGCUGAACUUGAUGGUAUGCAAAAAUCAUCUGAUGUAUUCAUCAUUGGUGCAACCAACAGACCCGAUUUAUUAGACUCUUCCUUAAUGAGACCUGGUAGAUUAGAUAGAUUACUCUAUUUAGGUAUAAGCUCAGAAAAAGAAAAUCAAUUUAAAAUACUUCAAGCUCUCACUAGAAAAUUCAAUUUAGCCGAUGAUGUUGAUCUUAGAAAAGUCGUUGAAAAUUGUCCAAUGAAUCUUACUGGUGCUGAUUUCUAUGCAUUAGCCUCUGAUGCAAUGUCAAAUGCUUUUCAUGAAAGAAUUACUGCUUCAAUCAAUGGUGAAAUUAAUGAAGAAGAGCAAAAUCAAAAAUUAAUAGUUUAUCAAAAUCAUUUCAUUAAAGCUGUUAAUUCUUUAGUUCCAUCUGUUUCUUUAGACGAACUCGAAUAUUAUCAUAAAGUUCAAAAACAAUUUAGUGGUAAUAAUAAAUCUUAA